This is a messenger RNA of Frankliniella occidentalis (western flower thrips), 3002 nucleotides long. RefSeq lists its product as uncharacterized. The transcript is spliced from 2 exons. Gene Ontology annotation, molecular function: nucleic acid binding; zinc ion binding. The record is from RefSeq and is a predicted model, not a curated record. Bases 464 to 2122 code for a protein of 552 amino acids. NCBI's taxonomy places the organism in Eukaryota, Metazoa, Arthropoda, Insecta, Thysanoptera, Thripidae.
UAAACCUUGGUACCAUAUCCAUCUCUAUAAUUCCACACUGAACCACCAUAUUCCUUAAAGUUACUGAGGUAGAUUGGGCUACCAAAACAUUGAUGCAACGGCCGGGAACUCGGUAAUUUUUUUUUUCUGUUCUGCCGCGACUCUGUUCUUUUUAUUAUCCGACCCGAACUUGUGCUGGAGCCAACUCGUCUCUCUCUUUUCUCUCUCUCUUUCCUUCUAGCUUUUAAUUUUUCUCCCUUUUUUUUCCCAAUUUUUGAUUUAAGUGUAUGUUUUUCUUUGUAGUUUAAUAUUGUUGUGUGUGUUCCUUGUUGUAAUAUGCAAUUUGGCUUAUGUGUGUUAGUGUUCUUGAGUGCAAUUUGUGCCCCCCCCCCUCAUAUCCCGUUCAUUUUCGUUAUAAAUUUUGCAUUUUGAUAAGUUUUCUUUAAAUUUUCAUUUUUUUUUCUUCUUCAAUUUUUAAAUUUACAUGGGUUCCACUUCCAAUUUCCAAAACGCUGCUGUAAAGUUCUUUGAAACGGUAACUGACAUCCCAGACGAAGAUCAGCCGUUUCUUGUCUGUAAAAAUUUUCAAAAUCUAACUACUGAAGAUUCAACUGAUCUUGCCAAACAAAUUAUCUCGGCUAAAGCUUCCUUACCGUCCGUAGUUUCGGACAACGCUAAAUUAGCUAUUGUUUAUUUUGUGAGUUCAAAUAAAAAUAACACCGCCGUCCCUCUCCCGUGUGUUCAAGUGUGUUCAACAACUGAGGAAAUCGCUGCAGAAGCGUCGGCCAAAUUUAAAUUGUUCAUUCCGACCCUAUUGCAAUAUUUAGACAAGCUUGGCAAAACAACUCCCCCUGUGUUCGAUCCAUUGGCUUUAUUUGCACAAAACUUUCAAAUAGUUAAAUCUCAGUUAUUGAAGAAAAUGACUCCCACACUCCCCGCUGCCUUGCAGCCCCAUCUGGCCCAAUUUGAUGAGCAUGAUGUUGCGUCUUGGUUACAAAAGGCGCGUACAAUUUAUGCAAAAUUUGGGAUCAAAGAUGCUGAUUUGCCGCUGUAUUUGGAGAGCGCGCUGCCACCGUCCGCUCUUGUCGUGCACGACGCUAACAAAGAUAAGCCGUGGGCAGAGUAUUCAGCAGCCAUCGUCGCUGCAUUCAAAUCUAAUGUCUCUUUUGACAGUGUACGCCAGCGGCUGCUGUCUCUCCGGCGCGGUGACAGUGAGACGCUGCGCGCGUACGCGCUGCGCUUCAAGCACGCGGCGCGCUCGGCGGUCAGUGUGUCGGAGGACGAUCUUUGUCGAAUUUUCUUACAGGCAAUCCCGCGUGAUGACGCGCGCCUUGUCAUGGCACAGAGGCACAGCUGCCUGCUGGACCUUGUGGACACGCUAGAAGCCGCUAUGCUCCAGCGUGACAUGCUAGGUGGGUUGGUAGACCCUGUUCAAGGGGCGCCCGCUUCUGCUGCUGUCAGCGCAGCGGCUGCCCCGGUGUCCAGUGCUAUUUCUCUCCUGGAAAAAUUUCUGGAAAAGAAGAAGGCUGAGCAGGAUCAGGCCGCUGGCCAGAAACGCCUCGAGGGUCUGCUCGCGGCCGUGUGCCUUGGCACCCCUGCACCCACUACCGAAACAGCGGCGGCCGCCGGGCAGUACCCGUUCCCUGAUGAAGUCAAAUCUCAAAUUGAAAAACUUGUUGUUGCAGCAGUUGAUGAAAAGGCCAAAACUUUUUCAGGUUCUCAAAAUUCUAAUGGACAAAACAAUUUCAGAGGCAACUUCCGGGGACGCGGUGGCAGAGGUGGCGGCUACCGUCCAAAUAAUUCUUACUAUCCACAGGCUGGCUGGCAGCAGCAGCACCCUAAUAAUUUUGGGCAUUUUCCUCAGCAACAGCACCCCAACAAUUUUGGGUAUUUUCCUCAGCAGCAGCCCCAGCCGUCACACGGCUGGAGCAACAUGCCCCAGCCCCCUCCCCCUUAUCAGCAAGGUGGCGGCGCAGCGCCGAUGGGGAGCGUUGUGCAAAUGAACGGCAUGGGCCAACAAGACCCCAGAUAUGAGCGACCGACGCGCCCUCUUAUUUGUUAUUUUUGUUCAGCGCCUGGGCACAGGCAAUCAGAAUGUGCGUUCAAAGCUAAUUUUUUAGCAAGCCAGGCCCGGCAGCAGUGAAGCCGCCGCGGCCGUGUGCUGAUGAUGUACCCAAUUGGGUUGAUUUCAAAAUUGUUCCUACACCAGCAACGGGUGAUUGUUUUUAUCUAGCUCUUAGUUAUUCUCUGUUUUCUUCCUUUAAUGCUUCAGAUUGUUUACGUAAAAUGAUUCAAAUGUACAUCUAUUCAAAUUGGCCUGAUUUCUCCCCAUUUAUUUUAGAUUUUUCUCGUGAAGAAUAUUUUUCACUUCACUGCCGCUCCGGCGUGUUUGCUACUAUGAUCCAGGUCGAAGCUGCAGCGCGCGCGCUACGUGUCCCUAUCUUCGUUCGCACCCCAGCAGCGACACACCGUUUCGGCCCCAAGGUUGCACUUGGAGUCGGCCCGCCGGUGGUUUGUUUGGAUUUCUUGCCUCCAUAUGAUAGUGGUCAUUAUCAGUGCCUCGCUCCAGUUGACAACAGGAAAGCAGUCUGGCCGCUUGUUUGCCUUUUACGCCCGGACGGAUUCUCUCGCCCCCUAGCUCUCGGCGACAAAGUGCCCCCGCUAGUUGUUCCUCCCCUCUUUCCCCCUCCCUCCGCCCACCUCUCUACAGGGUGUGCGCUGAGCCCCGAGCGGCUUCCAGCGGCGCGCUCACUUGCUGUGUCUCCCGCCCCGCGCGGCCCUGCUGGGCAGCGCGCGGUCUGUUAUCUCCGGUCCGGGACGGUCCCCGCACCGCCUCCUACUGCAGCAUCCCGCCGCGGCACGGCACGCCCGGAUGACUGGUAUCAAGUCGACAGGCGCGGGCGCUGUAUCCCCGUGCGCAGCCAGGUGGCGCCUGGCACAUGUCCUAAAGUGCAGCAGCCCAGCAGUUGGUCACCUGCCUCCUCUGUCUCUCUCUCUUCAUUGCAGGCGGAGUGCGGUACAGU